Molecule: messenger RNA, 2501 nt
Organism: Siniperca chuatsi (mandarin fish)
Lineage: Eukaryota; Metazoa; Chordata; Actinopteri; Centrarchiformes; Sinipercidae
Product: dihydrolipoyllysine-residue succinyltransferase component of 2-oxoglutarate dehydrogenase complex, mitochondrial-like
Exons: 15
Coding region: 55-1392 (445 amino acids)
Biological process (GO): tricarboxylic acid cycle
Cellular component (GO): oxoglutarate dehydrogenase complex
Molecular function (GO): dihydrolipoyllysine-residue succinyltransferase activity
Source: RefSeq, a predicted model, not a curated record
CGUACUGCUCCUUCAACAGCUGUCAAGUAAGGGACGCAGCCGCCAGCUAGCGCUAUGUUAUCGCGAUCCAGAUGUGUAUACCGGACGCUUGGUCGUUCUCUGUCGGCGGUGAGCCAGGCCAAUAACGUGCAAAGUGUAUCAGGCCUCUCUGUCUGCAGCCGGCUAGUUUACAGGAAUUCUCAGCUAUGUGAAUUUCCAUCAUCAGAGAAUGUCGUCCACAUCAGAUACUUCAAGACAUCUGCGGUUCACAGGGAUGAGGUAGUCACAGUCAAAACUCCUGCAUUUGCAGAAUCUGUUACAGAGGGGGAUGUGAGGUGGGAGAAAGCGGUGGGCGAUUCCGUGGCAGAAGAUGAAGUGGUGUGUGAAAUUGAGACUGACAAGACCUCCGUACAAGUCCCCUCUCCAGCAGCUGGUUUAAUUGAGGAACUGCUGGUGCCUGAUGGAGGGAAGGUAGAAGGAGGGACGCCCCUCUUCAAACUCCGGAAAGGAGCUGCUGCUGCCAAAGCUGCUCCCUCCCCAGCUGCAGAGGAACCAGCUGCAGUGGCUGCAGCCCCACCACCACCUCCAUCACCUCCAGCUUCAGCCCCCACUGCCAUGCCUCCAGUGCCACCACAGGCUGCCCAAGCCAAACCUGUUUCUGCUGUCAAGCCCACUGCUGCAGCUCCAGCUCCUCCAACAGCAGGAGGCAGAGGAGAAAACAGGGUGAAGAUGAACCGUAUGAGGUUGAGGAUCGCCCAGAGGCUAAAGGAGGCUCAGAACACCUGCGCCAUGUUGACCACCUUCAACGAGGUGGACAUGAGCAACAUUCAGGGGAUGAGGACAAUGCAUAAGGACGCUUUCUUAAAGAAGCACAACAUCAAACUGGGUUUUAUGUCAGCUUUUGUGAAGGCUACAGCACACGCUCUGACUGACCAACCUGCUGUCAAUGCCGUUAUUGAUGAUACAACCAAAGAGAUUGUCUACAGGGAUUAUGUAGAUAUCAGCGUUGCUGUGGCAACUCCAAAGGGGCUUGUCGUACCAGUGAUCCGUAAUGUUGAGACCAUGAACUUCGCUGACAUCGAGAAAGCCAUUAAUGCAUUGGGAGAAAAGGCUCGUAAAAAUGAGCUUGCUGUUGAAGAUAUGGAUGGAGGCACCUUCACCAUCAGCAACGGUGGCGUGUUCGGCUCCUUGUUUGGCACACCCAUCAUCAACCCCCCACAAUCUGCCAUCCUGGGCAUGCAUGGCAUCUUCGACCGACCGGUGGCCAUCAAUGGCAAGGUUGAGAUCCGGCCCAUGAUGUAUGUGGCACUAACAUACGACCACCGACUCGUUGACGGCAGAGAAGCGGUCACUUUCUUACGCAAGAUCAAAGCGGUGGUGGAAGAUCCACGGGUGUUGCUUCUGGACAUGUGAUGAUGUUUCUGCCAGCACAUUACUCUCAUUUAAAGAUCACUCGGCAGCAUAAAAUGAACUCCACGUCACAAAAAAAUGCACAAGUCGCACAAAAUCAGCUACACAGCUACUGUUGUCUUUUUAACGGUUUAGUCAGACUGCAGAGGGACUUUGAGGUUGUGUUCCAACACUCAUAUGGAGCUUAAAUAUGCGGCGUUAUCUGUAGAGAGUAACUGUAAGUAUCUGCAAUCCUAGGAAUAUGCUUAAAAUGGUCCUUGGCUAAAUCAACAAAACAAAAAGAUUGCUUGCCAUCUUCUAUCCGUAAUUGUUUUGCUACAUUUGAAUUCAGCAAAGAGACAAGUCAUAUUUACAUUACACAUCCUAGAACAACAAUUGGCUUAAAAUGUUAAAGAUAACUCACAUAUGGGUGUGUUAUACUCAUGUGCUCUUCAGAUGGACAUAUGAAGCAGUAGAUAAGCACUCGCUGCAUCCUUGUCACAGUUGUGUAAUUAUGAAACAAAAUGGUUUUUCCAGGCAACAUUUGGCUGCAUGACUUUCCCCCCUGCCACUUUUUCCACAGCGGGGCCAAGCAGAGCUCACUCAGAUUAGUUCAAGAUGUUUUUAAUGUUAACACAGGAUUGAAAGAUUUGAUGGUUUGCUGCUAGUGUGUUUGGAGGUGAUUCAAUUCCGUUAUAUUCCUGCUUCAGACGGUCAUCCAUGUCCUGUCUUUUUUUAAAGUUGUUUUAAACAUGCCUUGCUGUUGUCGGGCAGAUUCUUUGACCAUCAAAAUCUAAAAAUGUUACUUCAUGGGCAAUAUAUUGGGAGUAACGUUCAAAACGCACAAUUUGGCAGCAGGUUUUUAUGUUGAGCUCUGAUGGAAGAGAUUUUCAUUGUGUUAUCCUAUAUAUAAAAUACUGGUAUCUAUUUAAAGAAACAAUUUAAACAUUAAACAUCUCAAGAGCUUUAUGUACUGAAACUUGUCUUGCACAUUUACUUCACAAACUUUGUACAUACUUGCUGUAUUACCAUUAGUCUAACCAUGAUUUACUAGAUCUGAAACGAUUAGUUGAUUAAUUUUCCAUCAACUGACUAAUCCAUUAAAAUGCAGCUAUUUUGAUUUGACGUUUUAA